Messenger RNA from Doryrhamphus excisus (bluestripe pipefish), 1594 nucleotides. It is a transcript of the gene glod4, whose product is annotated as glyoxalase domain containing 4. NCBI's taxonomy places the organism in Eukaryota, Metazoa, Chordata, Actinopteri, Syngnathiformes, Syngnathidae. The record is from RefSeq and is a predicted model, not a curated record.
CACAGCCUAGCAGCAGUGUAUAUGCAUAUAUAGGUAGUUUACAGCCGCACAGUAGGCCAUUUUUUAUUGACUUAUCGCGUCCAGAAUUUCAGAAACCAUCAGUAAAAACGUCGAAAGUCGCAAACGAACAAUGUUGUGCUACACAAGAUGGCGGACUCACAGCGACAAAACCGUACGGCUCAUGAGUUUUCUACGUAAUGUAGUUCUGUGGUUAAGGUGUUACAUUUUUAAUCAUAGCUUUAUGAAACGUUAUUUAAGGAAUAACGUCAAGUACUUAAAUAACACCAGAACAGUAAAGUAAUAGCAGUAGCAACAGUUUGACACCCCGUUAGCUUUUUUGCUAGUAAUCAACGCCAGAGAAAUCGAUCGACGAGGAAGUUGAACCGCACUCACGUGAUCAUCCCACUACAUAAUAAUAGCAACGGUGAUACUUGCACAAGAAAAAUGAGACGGGCGUUGCAUUUUGUUUUUAAAGUUGGUGACCGGACCAAAACUGCUACAUUUUAUCGAGAUGUCCUGGGAAUGAAGGUUUUGCGCCACGAGGAGUUUGACGAAGGCUGCAAAGCAACCUGUAACGGUCCCUAUGAUGGAAAAUGGAGCAAGACUAUGGUUGGCUUUGGUCCGGAAGAUGAUCAUUUUGUAGCUGAGCUCACAUACAACUAUGGCGUGGCAGAAUAUCAACUUGGAAAUGAUUUCUUGGGGCUAACCCUGCAGUCAAGCAAGGCUGUGAGCAAUGCCAAGCGUCUUGGAUGGCCUCUCACACAGGUAGAAGACGACCUGUAUGUGACCCAAGCUCCGGGUGGUUAUCAGUUCUAUUUGGUGGACCGAGAGCAGCCUCACAAAGGUGAUCCUGUGCAGAGAGUUUCCCUUGGCGUGUCCGACAUCAGGAGGUCGACCAACUACUGGUCGACACUGUUGGGAAUGACCGUGAUGGAAAGGAAUGAGGGGAAGAAGACAGUGUUGUUGGGAUUCGGAGACACUCAGUGUAAACUGGAACUUCAUGACAUCAGUGGUGCAGUAGAUCAUGGAACAGCAUUCGGAAGAAUUGCAUUUUCAUGCCCCAGGGAUCAGCUUCCUGACCUGGAAGCAUUGAUGAAAAAAGAAAAUGAGAACAUUAUCACACCUUUAGUCAGCUUGGACACACCUGGGAAAGCCACCGUAGAAGUUGUUAUUUUAGCUGACCCGGAUGGCCAUGAGAUUUGCUUUGUGGGAGAUGAAGCAUUCCGACAGCUUUCCGCAGUAGACCCUAAAGGCGAUGAGCUGCUCGAUAAGGCAAUGGCUGAUGACAAAAGCAAUGAGUGGUUUGCCAAGCACAACAGACAGAAGGCUGCUGCAUGAGAUGGACUACAAUGACUGCAACUCCGUCAGCCUCCAGCUGUUGAGAAAAGAUGCUUCUUUUCUCUUCUUUCAACUUUACAGCAUUUAUAGGACAACAAUAAAUGCAAUUCCAUAUUUCAUAAUUCUAUGGUAAUGAUUCUCAAAACAUUUUAUGGCGAGUACCACCUACAAAAUACAAAGUGUGUAGUUUUGCAAGUACGCUCCCUUGCUCUGUCAUGAUUUAAAAAAAAACAUGGAUUUCUAAGCCCGGCGGGGU